Plectropomus leopardus (leopard coralgrouper) is the source of this 4037-nucleotide messenger RNA. RefSeq lists its product as uncharacterized. Gene Ontology annotation, molecular function: protein binding. NCBI's taxonomy places the organism in Eukaryota, Metazoa, Chordata, Actinopteri, Perciformes, Serranidae. The record is from RefSeq and is a predicted model, not a curated record.
UACCGGAGCGCGAGAGGUAGGGAAGGGAGUCCUAAUGGCGGAGAAUGUACGGUCGCCUUUUGACUACCGGGAGCCACCGACCCUCGACAGCGACGGGGAUGGGAGCAAACCGCCGCCGCCACGGGGGCGAGUGUGUGGGAGAAAAAGGAAGGGGACACCUGUGAAGGUGUGUGACCGAGCGUAUGUAACCGAAGAUGAGGAGGAGGAGAGCAUGUCAGAACACAGCUACAGCCCUGGUGAUGGCCAGUACCCCGAGGGUGCAGAGGACCGCCUCCCUCCACCUGGCAGUCCCUACUACCUGCCCGAUCCCACCCAGCUCUGUGUGCCAGAGUUGGGGGAGGAGGGAGCGAGUGGAGUCCGGGGGCCGGUCCUCUUCCAUCCGCCGCCCAAUUGCCGGAUUCGAGAAGUCCACUGUGGGACCCAGGUGCGGUUGGUUGUCAUAGCAAUCCGAGACAUCGCCAAAGGGGAGGAGAUCACAGUGGACUACAGCCUGACGGACUGGGGCGAGAACGCAAUGGAGGAAGAGGCUGGUCCCCACCCACUUUCCCUCUCUGUUUCUGAUUACCUCACCCCCUCCUGGUCAUUAUCUCCCUCAUCCUCCCCGCUCACUCACUCUGAGCCCAGCGACUCAGACCGUGAGGAGGACGAAGAGGAGGAAGAUGACGAUGAUGACGACGACGAUGAAGAAGAAGAAAUUGAGGAGAUAAGGGGACGAAUGCUUCGCCGCCGCAAGAAGCGCAAGAUGCCCGCGGCGGUCAGUUCGAAGAAGAAGAGUGCACCCACCUCCUCCAGAGGACCUGGGCGCCCCUGCUCAUCCUUUUCCCGCCCGGCACCUGUCGCACCUCCUGGCAGAUCCCAGUCCCAGCCCCCGGUCAGCGCCCUGACAACCCCGACCACCAACAUCAACAACAAUAUUAACAUUAACAUUGGCAGCUCCAGCGGCACCACGGUGAGCCGGCGGCAGCACUGCCCGUACUGCGGCCGCCACUAUCGCUCUCUGGCACGCCACCUGGAGAAGCAUCACGCCAACCAACCAGAGGUCAGGACAGCCAUGGAGCUGGCACACAUGCACAGCUCUUCAAACGGCAGCGCCUCGCACCCUCACCCUUCGUCGUCCUCCGCCUCGGCAACUCACAGUCAUUCCUUUGCUGUCCCUCAGCCAUCGGCCUCCAACCCUUCUCCACCCUCGCUCUUCUCCAGGGAGAGGGAAUCGCCAGCUACACGCUCCAGCACAGGCGCCGUCUCGUUCUCCCUCUCCCUCUCCCCACCCUCUUCAGCUCAGCCUGCAGCCGCCAAGAAGGGGCCUAGCUUAACGGUGCCCAGCACAAAACGCGCCGCGCCCCCGAUGGUGGCACGGGUUAAGAGUCCGUCACCGCCUCCCCCAUCUACGCCCAGAAGGGGUCGGAGGAUGAAGAGAGAAAAGCAUGAAGAGCAGCAAAAGGUGGAGGUGGAAAAAGAGGAGCUGGUUCCACCUCCUACACCGGAGCCCGACAUUGAUCCAGAAGAAGAUCUGGAGCUGAGCGCAGAAGGAGAAGAAGACGCACCAGAGGAGAAGAAUGGAGAGAUUGUAAGCACACAGAGGCAUCACAUGUCUCCACUGCUCUCUUCCCUCUCCUGUUUGGUCCUCUACCUCCGCCGCCAGCAGCACUCCUCCUUCCUCUCUCUAACUCGUUCUCCUCACUCCGCCGAGGCCUGGCGCCUGCUCUGCCAUUCCAGCCUCUCCCUGCUCAUCCUCUACAACCGCCACCGGGAAUGUGAGGUGGCCAAACUCACUAUCCAGGACUAUCGCAACCGUAUCACCCCUCUGGCCAGCUCCAGCAACAGUUCCCCCCCCUCUGGCAUGGAAGCCCUCCUGUCCCCUUUUGAGCGCCAGGUCCUCUGUAACCUUCCACGGGCUGGUGUUUUGGGCAAGCGUGGUCGCAUCCAGCCGCUUAUUCUCCCACCACACUGUGAGUCCUGCCUGGACCUGCUCCUUCAAACCAGCCCCAAUGUGGGUGUGGACCCAGAGAGCCCAUAUGUGUUCUCACGGCCCUACCACUCUCCUGCCACACCGCUCCGGGGCACGGACCUUCUGAGAAACCUGGCACGAUCCAGUGGUGCGAAAAACCCCAGUGCACUGACAGCGACGCGUGUGCGGCGGCAGGUAGCAAUUCUUACUCAACUACUACUUUUAGAGGAGGGUGAGGGCCAGGGGGGAGCCACCAAACGGCUGGAGGACUUCCUGGAGCGAGAGUACCAUGUGACCCAGAACUGCUCCUCUAUCAUACGGGACCCAGCACUGAUGGGUCGUGUGGGUCGUGUUGUUCUUUAUGGAGAGCGAGAGGGCGUGCUUUUCCGAGGGAUGAGCCUGCAGCACAUCUGCCUCGAGUUGGACGUCAUGUCUGGUAACUCAGCCGACUCCUUCUCAGAGGAUUCAGAGGUGGAAGAAGAAAAGGAAGAAGUUAAGGAGAAAGCUGAGGUGAUGGUGAAGAAGAAAGGACCAGGGCGACCGCCAAGGAAGAAGAGAGCACCCAUUCCAACUCCAGUCAGCCCAUCAAUAGCCAAUGUUCAUAAGAGAAGAUGCAUUCCACCCAAAUCAGGGAAGCGUGGUGUGCUGAAGCGUCCCUGGUCAGAGGCAGAGCGUGUAGCAGUGGAGACUCACCUAAAGAGAAACCUGGUGGAGCUGCGAGUCCCUGCGAAGGCGGACUGUGAGCGCUGCCUCGAACUCUGCCCUCUGCUGGUGAGCAACCAGCGAGACUGGAGGGCGAUCAAGUUUUACGUCCACAACCGCAUCCAGCUGCUGAAGAAGCAGGGGAGGAGGGAAAGCGCUGCCUCGGUCUGCUAGGGCGAGACACAGACAUGGCAGAGGACUCAUACCAUAAUGUAUAAACCACCAGCAGUCACAAUGAAGAGAAAAGGUGGAGUGCAGAUUCUCUUUUUCAGUUCUUUUUGGGUGCAGUACCUGAAGUUAGGUGCAUGCCCAGUCUCAUCACCCUGGUCAUACGUGAGUAGUGUCAUAAAACUGAUUAAGCUAAGAAAACAGAUGGUUUGCUCCAGUUAGUGAUCAUUUAUACUCAGUGUUGGGGAUGCCUAGUGUCUGUUUUACGUGUUUGGACAAGUUGUACUUAAAAGUGUGAAUAUGAAUUCAAACAAAGUGAAUGCUUUUUUAGAUUUAUGUUUUAUGUCAUCCUUACUUUAUUUAAUGGUAUACUAUGCAGGAUUGUUGGUUACUGUGUGUUAACUUGUUCAGCAGUUUAAGUGAAAUUCAGGGUUCCCGCACAUUUUUAUGGACAAAUUUCAAAAGUUUUUCAUGGCCAAUAAUACUUUUUUUUUCGUGCAACACAAUUACGGCAUUUUUCAAACAUGCAGAUUCAAACUGUCUUCACACAGGAUUUCAGCUAGCUGACAUACAUGAGGGGUGAAAUGGAACACGGGGAGAAAAUUAGAUGCUAAACAAAACAUUGUCACAUUGAUGCAUAUCAGAGCCACGUUACGACAACAGCUACAGAAAUAAAUUCGCCAAUGCUUCAUUACUUUGAGCUUCAUCUGCAGAAAAAUUCUACAACAAUUUCAUUACAAAAUUCCAUGACUUUCCCAAAACUUUCAAUGAUAUUUACUAAUUACAUGACUUUUUGCAGGCCUGGAAAAUUUUAAUUGUUAAAUUCCAUUACUUUUCUAGGUUUUACAUGGCUAAAAACCCUGGAAGGUGAAAACCAACUCCAGAUCCACUCUCCUGAUUUUUUUGUCUCGCUGUAUUUGUAUUUUUCGGCGCUGUGUCCCUUGGAUUCCUGCUGCUUAUGGUCUGGCACCUGGUCGCUAUCUUUUUUUAGUGUUUUGCAGUGGGGGAAUGGGGGCUCGGACAACUGCAAAGUUUUGUUUUUUUGUUUGUUUGUUUGUCUUUUUGUUUUGUUUCGUUUUGUUUUUUUUAAUGCAUGUGUCCCUUUUGUGGCAUUCUGUGUCCCCUCUUUAAUUUCAGGGGUUUUUGCUGGUCUGUGAAUGCAGUGCAGGAAGAGUACUCCUUGAGUUCUUUUUUUUUCCUCAGCAGCAGUUUGUGACUU